GCGCCCACCACCCCGUACGUAUGCCGCACGCAAGCGCCCGGUGCGCUGAUUUACAACGCCGCGCCCGCGCCGCACCACACCGCGACAACAUGAACUACGCGUACGAACCUUCUGACCAUUUACCAGUGUCUAUUAAGCGUGAAGUUGACAUUGAGUACCAUGAUAACGAUUACUUUGCAUACGCACCCGUGGAAGUCGAACGGCAUCCUGAGAUGGUUUCCUUUUCACCUUCAUCACCGACAAAAUUGAUGGAUUUAAGUAACAGUUCGGAGAGACCUACACAUCAGACGUGGCCGUCAAACUUAUCGUUUGACGGUGAUGAAAGAGAAUAUCCACAAACACAAUACCCACCUUACGAGCAAUACCAGAAGGAGUAUCCCAGAAAUUUUUACUUUGAAGAUUCCAAUUCUAAGGAUGGCAUGCAGAGAUACUUCGAGAGCAACGACAUGCCAAAAUUAGGAAUCACAUAUAGGUCGUCAAUUGACGAAAACGUCAUAGAGACAGAAGAUCAGAGAAGAGCUAGAAAACGCACAAAAUCAUCGAAGAAGAAGUCUGCAAGCUUCGAGGAGUUGCAGGUGCAGCGAGUGAUGGCGAACGUGCGCGAGCGGCAGCGCACGCAGAGUCUGAACGAGGCGUUCGCGAGCCUACGGCAGAUCAUCCCCUCGCUGCCCAGCGACAAGCUGUCCAAGAUUCAGACGCUGCAGCUGGCCACGCGCUACAUCGAGUUCCUGUACCAGAUCCUGUCGAGCGGCGAGCAGGUCAGCGACAGCGGCAGCGACGCCGGCUCCGACCACGGCAAGUACCUCGCGCAGGACAAGCUAAGCUACGCCUUUUCCGUCUGGAGGAUGGAAGGAGAGUGGACCAAUGGACAAACGUGA
Chilo suppressalis (striped riceborer) is the source of this 878-nucleotide messenger RNA. NCBI's taxonomy places the organism in Eukaryota, Metazoa, Arthropoda, Insecta, Lepidoptera, Crambidae. The record is from the annotation of a GenBank genome assembly.